This is a messenger RNA of Marchantia polymorpha subsp. ruderalis, 2372 nucleotides long. The record is from the annotation of a GenBank genome assembly. NCBI's taxonomy places the organism in Eukaryota, Viridiplantae, Streptophyta, Marchantiopsida, Marchantiales, Marchantiaceae.
CGUGACCAUGUCUAGAAAGUGGCGAGGGAUGAUAGAGUAGAGAGAGGGAGCGAGGAGACGAGUAUUUAUUUGUCGGAAACAGAGAGAGAGCUGGCUGCCGCUGUGAUUCAUGGGUUCGUAGAAGGGAAGCUCUCCAAGUAAUUGGGCGACGGUGCGAGUAUCUGGAUGGGGGACUGAGAGUAGCAGCCGUAUUAUCUUAUGACUGCGUCCCAGAGAUGUCGAAGAAAUAGGUGCCGACGUGUUGGAAGUGAACGUCCUCCGGUCGACGAGAAUACAUGCUAUGGCUCUGUUGAAGUACAUCGUGCUGUUGAAUACAGAUGUUCCACGAUCAGCAAGAUUUUACGCACAUGGUCUGGGACUAGCUGUAACUGUUUGCUCUGAGCGCUGGGCUGAGCUUCAGUCCGGGGCUUUCAGGAUAGCCCUCAUGCAAGCUCCAAAGGGAACAGAUCCUCCAGCAAGAGGUUAUUCUCCGUUUCUUUCUUUCGAUAUAGAUGACAUGGAGGGAACUGUAACUAGGCUUCUGUCCAUGGGUGCAGAAUUAGACGGCUCUAUCAAAUAUGCUCCACAUGGAAAAGUCGCAGCUGUGAGGUGUUUAGACGGGCACAUGCUUGGUUUGUUUGAACCUGCUGAGACCAAAACGAAGCCAGAAAAGUUCGCCAAGCCUGGUGGUCCAGCUCCGGCAAAAUGAGAGAGGUUGUAGACAGGAAAGAAAGUCGGUAAACAUUACACUUCCUUCCAUACAGCGGCAAAGAUGUCAUUGCUUGGGAUGAGCUGACAAGGGUUGAAUAAUUUCUAAUCAGACACAAUACUAGCUCUUGGAAUUCAAUCCACAUUCUGUUGAGUAAAACUCAUCUCUUAAAUAUGUGUGAAGUGCUUGUAAGUUCACAGACCAUUUCCAUAGGCAGGACAGCUUUAUCAGUCGCAGGUAUUGGGUUCAAAUGUGAAAAAAUUUUAGAAGUAACUUGCAGGUUUUACAUGUAGGGUUUAUAGGCCAGAGAUCAGUAUAGAUGCAGGCGAUGAAAGAUGACCAUGGUGGUCAGUUCCACAGUGGUUCCAACUUUGCGAGGACUCAUGUUGUAGUUUUCACAUAUUCAUGUGUCCUUUAUGCCUCGAUGAAAUUAUAAUUUGGGAAGUGCACUCCUAGAUCCUGGUCUUAUAGACAGGGCAUGACACGUUUUAACAAGCAAUCAAAGUCGAAAUGAUCCUGUCGCCACUCCCUAACAAGAAAAUAGGGAUUGUCGUAGGAAAUCGUUCGUCACAAGCAGUAUUAUCUUCCAUGACUUAGUUCUUUUGUUUCUAUGUAAUAAGAAAUACCCGUCAUUAGAACCUUGUUCUAUAAUACUUUUCAACAUUUACAUACUAACACUGGACAGGUUAAAAAAAUAUACUCUCCUUUUCAGUUCUAGAUAACUUUUGGAAGCUAUGAAACAAAGUUGCUAUGCUGGAGAUAUCAACUGGAAAGCCCUCCGCGUUUCUUAGUUCGAGGAAGUUCAAGAUGCUUUACCCUCAUGGUUCCUGUUGGAAAGCUAUGACUAUUAUAGUUCGUGAAAUCUUUACGAUAUGACCAAAUUUGAUUAAGAAGAGUUAUGAGUACUGUUAUGUAGUCACUGAGAGGGAAGCUACUUUUAGCUUCCCUCUCACUGACUUUUCGACCUUAAGAUGGCAGCCUUUAAUAUUUUCCUACUUCAACCAGUUGUAUCUAUUUAUAUCUAUCUGAGAGUUUCUUCAUUCCUAGUUCUACGCAGGAGUAAUUGAUGUUAACUAGCUCACUUGCUGCUUUCAUCAGCCCGUUAGUUGGAGCUCAAGUACUGUGCUUCCCCGGGAUCUCCAUGUCUGCAAGGAGGUAUUUUUAAUCAGAGCUCUUAUCCACGAGGCUUUGCUGUGUGAAAGCCGUGCUAGAGGAUAGUGAACUCUAUGGAAUCAGGUUCUUUGGGCUUCAAUUUAUCCUGCAAGAUGAAGAUUUUCUUACGAGGUAACCCAGUGCUUGACUUUUGAAAAUGUAGAGUAACUUUUGCUUGUAAACCUGACAGACUUGUCCUGGAUGUGUUUUCAUUAGAUCAGUCCAUAUGAAAUUGUGCAAUCAAAAUUAGGAGAAGUUGAAGGUAGUCCUGCUCACCAACUUUCCACGCUAUAUAAUAUGACCUUGCUUACUUACCAUUUUUACAUGCGAUGAGUUCCAUAAAUAAUUUGCUUGUACGAUCAAAUAGUUCAUAUGUCACAUGGGGUGCACUUUUGAAAGAUGUUAGCCUUGCGAAGGUUAUCUUUGUUUCACAUAUCCUUCCGGCAUUUUCACAAAAUCUCGCAGUUAUUCAACACAAGUGCACUUGCCAUGCCAAUCGUGCAACUGUCGACACAUUCUCUGUAAACAGCCG